UUAAUGAAGAGGUCUCGCUUGUCAUGGUUGAUCUUAGCCGUUGCUGCACUCUCUGUAGUGUUUCUGGGCGGAAAACGCCGGGCAUUUGGCAUUUUUGUGGCUCAGCUACAUGUGGAAUUUAACCACACAAGUUUAGCGGAGCUCAAUUGGAUCGGUGAUUCCUAUGCAGCUGUCGGAUACUUGACCAGUGGUCUAUCGACAUCAGCAAUCCUAGCUUCGGGACGUCACUUUUGGGCAUCCCAGUUGUUCGGUGCCGUAUUCAUAUUGAUAGCAUGCAUCUCGAGUGCCUACGUGCCAACCCCGCACUGGCUAUUUGCCACACAUACGUUGUUGCACGGACUGGGAUCCUCUUUAGUUUUGAGCACUGCUGGAUUGGUUGUCAAUGAGCACUUUGAUAAAAAUCAUCGUUACCAUAUUUUGGCUACCACCCUUGUAUCAGGUGGGUCAGUGGCAGCAAUCAUAUUUGUGGAAUUUUACGCCUAUCUGAUUGAGUCAUUCGGGUGGCGGUAUGCCUUUAUUAUUCUGGGUGUCAUCUAUUUUGUUGUCCUAUUCGCUGGUGUGGCUGUAUACCGGCGGAACUCCAGCAAGUCCAAUGAGCGGAGCCAGAAGUGUGCGUUACCUGGACGUUACCAGUUCUCAUAUCGCAAGGGAUGUUUACUGUUCCUGUGGGCGAUAGACCGCGUAGUGACCAGUGUAGUCACUUACGGAAUGUUGCUCAAUCUGGCUGAUUAUAUGCACCGUAGUGAAACGUCACUGAGACGCAGUGCGUUAUUGACCACUCUGUUUGCUUCGGGCGAAGCCUGCACCUAUCUCAUUGGUGCCAUAGCUACCGCAUUGACGAGAGAUCUUCUCAAGAACCGAUUGCGAUACAUCCUGAUCGGCACGAGUUUUAUCAUGGCUGUCGGAUUAGUUGUUUGGGAAUUCAUGUCUUCCUAUUCCGGUGUCAGUCGAUUUUUGGCGUUCGUAUGUGGAUUUUGUCUUGGACCCUCUAUUACCUUCCUCUUCCCUGCUGGAGAGGAGUUGACGAUGCUCCCUGGUCAUAUGGCAUAUCCAUUCUCACUGGGAGGCAUGGGGCUCGGAAUGGCAUUAUCUCCACUCCUUUCCGCGAUGGUGGCCCAAGUAUUCACUUACAAGUGGUUUUUUCUGGUCCAAGGACUACUGAUGUUUUUAAAAUGUGCUUGCCUUAUCACUUCGACGGUCAUUUUACGAUUCAUAACAGGGGGUGCUUCAACGCACGUUCGGUGCACAUCGGAAAAUUUUACACCACACGCAGAUCCUGAUGACCGUCUCCGAGAUACUUCAAACUACGGUGAGAGGACUAGACGUGUCGCUUACUUCAUGCGAGCACCGGUACCGGAGGCUGAGGACGAGCAACGACUGUUGUCCGAGGAAUUGCAAUCAUAAUUAUCAGACUUUGCGGAAUGGCUUGGGUAAGCCUCCGAACUACAGUCCGUUGCAUGAAUUCACCCUCAUUUCACAAAUCACUUUGUGAUUGUACGUCACAUUUACAAGGGUUAAAGUUCUUUUAUUUUUAUUGACUUGUCAUAAAAAGUAUUUUUAUACGAUAAUGAUUUUCAAUCUGUUUUUUCCUGUAGUGUACAACGAUAGAGGGAGUAUGAAGAAUUGUUUCGAUUCUUGUCAGGUAAUCUGCGAUCCAGAAAUGUUCGCAGAACCAGAAUACUCUAACCACCCUCG
Messenger RNA from Dicrocoelium dendriticum, 1695 nucleotides. The record is from the annotation of a GenBank genome assembly. NCBI's taxonomy places the organism in Eukaryota, Metazoa, Platyhelminthes, Trematoda, Plagiorchiida, Dicrocoeliidae.